AUGUCACCUCUGGAAUGUUCUGAGUGUUUUGGUGACCAACUUACGCAUACGACCUACACGUGGCAUCUAACAUUGCACUCGAGGCCAAAUUUUACAAGAAAAAGAGAUACCAGAUCUGAAAGCCUAGAAAUUCCAAUCAAUGUGGUUCUACCUCAGAGGGGCACAGCCGAGCCUUUCCUGAGGCUCCACAACUUGUACUCCACCCCGCGCUGCGCCAGGCAGGCCGCCCUGCCCAGGCUGAGCCGCCGGGUGGUCAGCCAGCACUCCUACCCGCUGAAUCGCUUCUCCUCCGUGCCCUUGGACCCCAUGGAGCGCCCCACCUCCCAGGCGGACCUCGAGCUGGAUUACAACCCUCCCCGCGUGCAGCUCAGCGAUGAGAUGUUCGUCUUCCAGGACGGGCGGUGGGUGAACGAGAACUGCCGCCUGCAGUCGCCGCACUUCUCUCCCUCCUCCUCGUUCCACCACAAGCUGCACCACAAGAGGCUGGCCAAGGAGUACCUGCUGCAGGAGGAGAACAAGGCCCUGCGGGAGGAGAACAAGGGCCUGCGCGAGGAGAACAAGACCCUCCGCAAGGAGAACAAGAUCCUGCAGAUCUUCUGGGAGGAGCACAAGGCCACGCUGGGCCGGGAGGAGAGCAGGGCCUCCUCACUGCUGCUGCACAAGGACAGCGUGGCCCUGGAGGUGGUGAAGAAGGACCCGGCCCUGCAAGCACACCGCGGCAAGGAGACCAGCACCCUCCAGCUGCUCCGCGAGGAGAACCGCGCCCUGCAGCAGCUGCUGGAGCAGAGGAAGGCCUUUUGGGGCCAGGCCGAGGAGAAGGCGGCGCCCAUGGAGGAGAACAAGCGGGCGCCCUCGCCCCACGAAGAGCCGCACGGCCCCGGGCUGCUGCCGGAGCAGGGCCCGGGCCUCGCCUCCCCCUUCGAGGAGCCCAAGGGGUCCGCCACGCCGCAGGAAGACUCCAAGACGCUCCGCGCCCUGCGCGAGAUGGUCAGCAACCUGUCGGGGUCCUCCGGGGAGGAGGAGGGCAAGGCGGGCCCCGGCCUGCCGGACGGGAGCCAGUGCUUGGAGCUGCUGAGGGAGAUGAACCAGGCGCUGCAGGCGCUGCGGGAGGAGAACCAGAACCUGCAGGUCCUGCGCGAGGAGAACCGGCUCCUGCAGGAGGAGAACAGGGCGCUGCACGUGCUGCGCGAGGAGCACCGGCUCUUCCAGGAAGAGAACAAGGCCCUGUGGGAGAACAACAAGCUGAAGCUGCAGCAGAAGCUGGUCAUCGACACGGUGACCGAGGUCACCGCCCGUAUGGAGAUGCUCAUUGAGGAGCUCUAUGCCUUCAUGCCGGCUAAGAGCAAGGACCCCAAGAAGCCCAGCAGGAUCUGA
Equus quagga is the source of this 1374-nucleotide messenger RNA. It is a transcript of the gene CBY2, whose product is annotated as chibby family member 2. The transcript is spliced from 3 exons. Bases 1 to 1374 code for a protein of 457 amino acids. The record is from RefSeq and is a predicted model, not a curated record. NCBI's taxonomy places the organism in Eukaryota, Metazoa, Chordata, Mammalia, Perissodactyla, Equidae.